Messenger RNA from Patella vulgata (common limpet), 3354 nucleotides. RefSeq lists its product as uncharacterized. The transcript is spliced from 10 exons. Lineage: Eukaryota; Metazoa; Mollusca; Gastropoda; Patellidae. Gene Ontology annotation, molecular function: ubiquitin-protein transferase activity. The record is from RefSeq and is a predicted model, not a curated record. The coding region runs from base 1362 to 2378 and encodes 338 amino acids.
ACAUUUUUUCAUGUGUGAAAAUACCUGUCUAACCUACAAAGCACAAAUUUUGAAAUAACACAGCUUAACUUUACAGUUUCAAGAUAUGUAAUUUCAACAUUUGUAUUUUCAAGAUAUGUAAUUUCAACAUUUGUAGUUUCAACAUUUGCAGUUUCAACAGUUGUAUUAACGACACUUGCAUUAUCAAGCCUUGCAUUAACAAGCCAUGCGUUAGCGAACUAUGACCAUAUUUGGGUUGAUGACGUUGAUCAUUAAUCCGGAAAACGCCGAGUUUGGUCCUACAAUGAUGUCUCCCGUCUCAAUAAAAAUAUCUCUUCUUGGGUGGAGUUUUUCAAGGGGAACUACUCCCAUUAUUUCCGUUCUUCAAACAGCAAAUGAAACUAGUUUAUAGGCAAAUUCAAUAAAAAUGUCAGAUAAUGAUCUGAAGAAAACUGCUGAGCUUCUUAGGCAGGCAGCCAGAGAACUGGAAGAAAAAUCUCGAACUACACAGACUCCUACUACUAUAUUACCUGGACCGUCAACACCAAAUGUCAGCGAAAUGCGCCGUUUGUUUUGUCCCUAUUCUAGUAUUUCGAGGACAAGUAAUAAAAGAGUUGCUGGUACUGGUAGACAGAACACAUGGACUCAUCGUUUUUUUUGUGUGUCAAGUUGCACACAGAACACUGUCCCUGAUCGGUUCGCAAGAAAAGUCACACAGGAUGCUGGACUGGGAGAAAAAAGAAUAACUCUUUUUAAGAAUGAUGAUGCGAAGUAUUUUUCAAAUGAAAUAUAUUCACAUUAUCCAAAAUUGAUAGAUGGAGGAGGGUAUGAUCUAAAUCGUGCCAUAGGAAGAACCAUAAUGGAGUUUAUUGACCCCCCUCCAUCAGGGUACACAAGUGCUUUUCUGGCACAGUCAUACAUUGGACAAGCCAUCAUAUAUAUCAAACCCUUACAGAGAGAUCUGGAUAUUACUAUUAGUGGGACUCCAAAAGGCAUGCAGUCAGAUAUGAUAACACAGGAGUGCAUGGAUUGCGGUGAAAAAGUGCCUUUAAAUAAUUUGAGAAAACAUAUACAAGAAUUUCAUGAGCUUCAGGAAGAUAAUUUACCUAAAAUAAAGAGACAGAAGUCAGAGCAGUUGUCCUCUGUUACUCCUAUUUGUAAAUAUGCUUGUGUAAGUGAGCCUGAAAUCUUGCCCAAUUUGCGGUCUAGAAUUUGAUGAGGAUUUAGUUGAAAUACAUGCUGCAUCUUGCGGCGAAGAUGACAAGAAAACAGACGAAGGAAGGACACAGACUGGUAAUUUAAAAUAUGAUUUGCAUCAACUGUCCGAGAAAAUUUUUGGUCAAAAUGUAAAGGAGAGAUUCCAUGUCUCAGUAGUUAGAAAAAUGUUUUUGCAAACAGCCAUGGAAAAUCUGGAAGAUUUUGAAUUUGAUCAACUGUUAAAUGUAAUAUUCAUAGGGGAAGAUGGGGUGGAUGCAGGCGGCUUAACAAGAGAGUUUUUCUCUCUUAUCUUUAAACAUACUCCCAUUUUUGAAAAUAGUGGUUUUGCCAUCAAUUCAACACUACUACAGAAUAAAACAUACAAGACUAUAGGCAAAGUUGUUGCCUUUUCUAUCUUAAUGGGAAAUCAAGGACCAAGAUGCCUUCUACCACAGUUUACUAAAUUCAUCCUUCAGAAUGCACAACCUGCAGUUGGUGAAAUUUCAGAUGAAAUGUUAACUGGAGAUGUUCUCCAAGCUCUUAAAGAGAUUGAUUCUUUAGAAGCUCUAAAUGUAUCAGAGGUUUUUGAGAAAAAUGCUGAUAUAUUGGAAUCUGCAGGAUAUAAAAAGAUGUUGACAUUAGAAAACAAAAAAGAAGCCAUGUUAGCGAUUCGAUGCCAUUAUGGAUUUUAUCGUUUUUUGCCACCAUUACUGCAGUUCAUAGAAGGUCUCAAACUUCAUGGUGUUUAUAAAUUAUUAAUGCAGUAUUCAGCAGAAGCCACCGAAUACUUUAGCCGGACAGAUGUUAAGGCUUUGGAUGUAAUUAAUUUGUUUCAUCCUAGUUUCUCAAUUAAACCAGAAGACAAGGAGUUAGAAGAGAUAAUUGUGUACAAUUUUCAUCAGUUUUUGAAGAAACUUGAACGUGGAAAAAUCAGUACCCAGUGGUUGGAUAUGGAAACAGAUCUCGAAGAUGAUGUUCAACUGAAUACUGGACAUUUUCUUCUGGCAACAACUGGUAGCCCUGCCAUAUCUCCAAAUAUAGGAGAUGGGCUACUACUAUUUGACCAUGCAAAUUUAAACUGCACUACAGUAAAUACAUGUGCGCCAUCUAUUACUAUUAACCAAACGAAAUAUAUGAAAGAAUACGAUUUCCUAGAAAAUGCUUUUAUUAACAUAAUUGUAUGUGGUUUUGGUUUGAAUUGAAAAUGUAUGUAGCAUGAACUGGGCCUCUGUUGGUGAAAUACCCAAUAAAAACCUAUUAAUUGAAAAAAAGCAGUGUUGAUUUCCUAAUUCAUUUCAUGAUAAUUAGAAAUGAAAUUUACGGUUGCAAGAAACAAGUCCAUUCCCUGAUUUUCUGAAUCGAAUAAAGGAUUUAUUUGGCACAUCAAUUCUUCGAUCUUUUGAUCAGUUAAAGAUAUAGGAAAAUGACCAAUAACAACUCUUUCUGGUUCAUCAUCAUAUGCCAUCAAACCAUUUUGUAUUGUUCCGUAACUUUGAAAGUCUGCCUAUAAAAAAAUAUUUAAAAUCUAAUGAACGUCUGUUUGGGAUUGAAUUUAUAGGUUUAUUUAAGAUAUAAGUUUAUUUCAUAUUGUAAACAAGAAUUUUAACGAAACUUGCUGUAGUUGUUUAUACCAGCAUAAGGAAGAAGCCUAUCGAAAUUCAAUGUUUUCCAGAGUUAUUGACCUUGAUUCACGAAACCUUGUAAACGUGAUAGAGACCAGAGUUGCUGUAAUUGUUUAUAAAAAUGGCGAAAAUUAGGUCAAGUCACAAAAUCAUCUGAUUCUGACGAAGCAAGCAAUUAAUUAUAUAUUAUUGAGGUCACUGAUUAUGAAUAUGCUAGUUUAAAAGUUGUAUCUUAUCUUUGAAAAGGUUGAAAGUUUCAUUUUACUAGUUAUUGUGCAUGCCCAUAAAAACUUCUUCUUUACACGAUAGAGAUCACAGUUCUCAACGAAAAGUUUUGAAACUUUCUGGGAUAUAAUAACAGUUGUUGGGGUGUAUAAGGUUGGAGACUUCUAUCUUAUCAUUAACAGAUUAAAUCAUUUGUUUGCUAUGGAAAUUAAAAUAUCCCAAAAUCUCACCCUCCAAUUUUUGAAUAUUUUUAGGCAUAAUCUUAACCACUGUCAAAAAAUGAAAGAUUAUAUUAAUCUGGAUUUCUUGAAUAAACAUAUCAAUGAAAAUA